Exophiala oligosperma is the source of this 1602-nucleotide messenger RNA. RefSeq lists its product as uncharacterized. NCBI's taxonomy places the organism in Eukaryota, Fungi, Ascomycota, Eurotiomycetes, Chaetothyriales, Herpotrichiellaceae. The transcript has a single exon. The coding region runs from base 1 to 1602 and encodes 533 amino acids. The record is from RefSeq and is a predicted model, not a curated record.
AUGAACUCUCACGAUAUGCUGCUCGAGGGCUACGAGCUAUCACGAACGAGUACGCAAUCCACAAAAGAUCAAGAAGCGUUCUUUCUCCACGAUGAGCGCGAUAACUUUCAGCCUUCUCGCUUCCCCGGCCAGGAUGCGUUAAAACAAGCAUUCCAAUUUUGCGUCCCCUCAACACGCGCCUGGUUCUGGAUCCAACACUACCCAGGACACGCACUGGCGCGAGUCAAGCGUCUCAUUCUCUGUCAUGUUGGUCUGUCUCGAUCGUUCUUUCGACGAGCCGCCUUGAUUGCCUGUACGUCACUUUCAGCGAUUGUGAUUGUUGUUAUUAUCACGGCAAUCUUUUUUCCUCAUUAUACUCGCCUCCCUCCACACUAUGAAAUGUUACGUGAACGAGCUUUGGUCUCUGAAUACCCUGGACGCGGGAAUCUACAAAGUCAAAGGGUCUUCAUAGCAGCAAGCAUUUAUGACAAGGAUGGUACAGAUGGUUCACUCGCCGGUGGGCCUUGGGCCCAGAAUGUGCUCGACUUGAUCCAAUUGCUAGGCCCAAAGAAUUGCUUUCUAUCCAUCUAUAUGAAUGACUCAGGGCCAGCGGCAAAAAAGGCACUGGAAGGGCUCGAAAAGCGCAUUUCGUGCGACCACGAGUUAGUUUUCGAGGAGCACAUGGAAACUAACAACCUACCUCACGUCAAAGCUCCAGACGGAUCAGAACGCCUGAAGCGCAUUGCGUACCUGGCCGAGGUUAGAAAUCGAGCUCUAAAACCACUCGACCAUCUCAACACCACCUUCGACAGACUUUUGAUCUUGAACGAUGUCUUUUUCCACCCAGUUGACGCUGCACAGCUGUUGUUCUCCACAAACAUCACUCCAGAAGGCAGCACCGACUACAGGGCUGCGUGUGCGGUGGAUUUCAUCAAUCCGUUCAAAUUUUACGAUACUUUCGCGACCAGGGAUAUCGAAGGAUACGAAAUCGGACUACCUUUUUUUCCGUGGUUUUCCGCGAACGGGGGCAAACAAAGUCACCGGGCCAUGCUCAAAGGAGCGGAUGCCGUGCCAGUCAAAAGCUGUUGGGGUGGGAUGGUGGCGUUCGAUGCGAGAUUCUUCCAUCGCCGACAUGGAAUUCAUGAUGAGCCAGAAACAGCCGGACAGCGAAGUCCGGACCACCUCUCCGUCCCGUAUCGAUUCCGCGCGGAGAAGGAAGCUUACUGGGAUGCUUCAGAGUCUUGUCUCGUUCAUGCGGAUAUCCAAAGCCCCGAACCCGGCAAUUCAGGGAUUUACGUGAACCCCUUCAUCCGGGUUGCGUAUGACCCCCGAACCCUUUCUUUACUGAGCCUAACUCGACGAUUCGAGCGUCUAUAUACGCCAAUCCACACUAUGCUUGAUACGUUGAUGAGACUGCCAAGAUCUAAUCCCCGAAGGCACGAAGAGCCAGGCAAAAGAGUCGAAGACAGAAUUUGGGUUGCAGACCAGAGUGGUGGCUCUUUCCAAGACGUCGUGAGAAUUACUACGCAUACCGGCUUCUGUGGCAUCCGGACCUUGCAGGUAAUGAAAUUGAACAUGGCAGAAGGGGAGGAUAAUUGGGAGCCUCUACCGGUGCCCUCAUGA